AUUGGCAAGCUAGGAAAUCCAUUUGACAUUUUACAUUUGCGACUUUAUUGUUGCGAUCCACAUUUCCCCUCAGUACGAGAGUAAAGAUGACAUGAAGCCUGUUGUGGUUCCAGUUCUAGUUCUCAUUAUCACCCUCUUGCCACAGAACGCUGCUGAUAGCACAACCAUUAAACUCGAUGAAGGUUACUGUAGAAAUUCUCUGUCACCGUCGGUCAACCCCGAGAAGCUAAAGCCAGGCAAUACAAUCAAACUUGUGUGGAAUAGUCCUUCAAUCGAAAGAUGUUCGGCAUAUUUCAGAGGUGUGGGGGAGGACAUCAAGGACUUGUACAAGGUGUGUGUGAGACCUCUGUCAUACACAGUAAAGGACUGUGAUGUGGAGUUAACUUAUUCCCAGGGAGUCAGCAUUGCAAAGUCCUACACAUGUUACAGUACUCCCUCUACAUGGUGUACAGAAGCGGGAUCUAACCUUCUUAUCCGAAUCAAAUCCUCCUCCAGUUUAUUGGAUAAGAUCAUCCCAGAUGUUUUAAAACCAUCAGUGACAGCGUCCAUGACUCUGGAGUUGUACACUGAGGAGGUGUAUACUGUAGGUGCCUAUACUAAGCUGGGGAUGAUCAUUGGAGCAGCAGGAGGUGGUAUAGUCGGUGUGGUCUUUAUAGUCAUAUUUGUGGUGUGUAUUGUCCAGCACGUGAGAAGUAAACGGAAACAACGUGAUGAAACUCACAACAGACGUCAAUGUCACGAUUUACCCCUCUCACAGAGAAGUGACCAAAGAGCCAACGAUAAUCUGAUCUCCCCAUCCUCAAUACCGAGCUCAGUUGAUGUUAACAUAGAUGGAAAUAAAUAUAAGCUAGCAGAUCCGGCUGACCUUCCUCCCCCAUCUUAUGAUGAAGUUAUGGCCCUAGAGACAGAAGAAUCAAGGCCAACAACAUAACCAUGGCAACAUCGCAAGAGCUUCACAUCACCAUGGCAACAUCGCAAGAGCUUCACGUCACCAUGGCAACAUCACAAGAUGGAUUUCACAUCACCAUUGCAACAUCACAAGAUGGAUUUCAUAUCACCAUGAUUCACUUUACCCUGGAAUCAUAAUAUGGUACAUAGCCAUUAUUUCACAAAGUGAACCUCUUCCGGAAUUUUUGAAUAAGCCCUCUAUUUAUUGGUUUUUAUUCAGCUGGUUGACUUUGAAUUUGACAGUUGUUUGUGUGUAAUCGAUGAAAAUAUUUCAGGAAUUUCCAGUUCAUUUAUUUGCCGAACUUAGCACUAGAUUUUAAAGAGCUGACAGGACAAACCAGCUGAUAUGAGUGAUUAAAUCAAUCCCUACCUUGAGCAUGUGGUCAAUGAAAUUUCAAUGCAAGGGUGAGAUUCUUUAAUCUUAAACUGAGGCUCGACUGAGGGAAGAAUAUUCAAGAUUCUUACUCAGAGGGUUGAAAUCAUUUGCAACAAGGUUGGAAAUGAUUAUUUUUCUCCCACCUAUUUCCUUCAAGUUUCCCUACAACUUCAAUAGUGAUUUCCCUCCUUAUUAUCUUUUUAUACAAGCAGCAUUAGUUAUAGUGUCAGCAGUAUUAGUUUAUCGCAGUAAGGCAUUAAUUCAAAUAUGUAAGAAAUGCUUGUCAAAUAUGCAAGCUUUUUCAAAACUUUAUUAUGAUGCCAUCCUUGUACUCACUUGCAGUUCAUGAUCAGAAGGUCACUGUAAUCUGUCAUACCCUCUAGGGGUUGAGAGAGAAAUCUUUAAAAGCAAACAUUAAAGACAAGCAAGUGAAUGGUGGGAGAAGUGGAAUGGCCUAGCGGUUUCCCUAAAGUAUGCUUGUUUUUACACUUUGAUUAGGGUAUGUGGUUGUUCCUUAACUAUCAGUUUUAUCUGCCCUGGUUCUAGUGUAAGCUGUGGCAAAAGACACACUGUGAUAGCUCUUUAUAAUAAACUUUAACAUUCCUUAUCCCAGUAGCCUACCAGAAACAUGACGGACAAACUGUAAACUUUAUAAAGAUUUAUUUUAGUAUCUGACACCUGUUAACUUGAUAGAUCAGUAUCUGAUACCUGUUAACUUGAUACAUCAGUAUCUGAUACCUGUUAACUUGAUACAUCAGUAUCUGAUAUCUGUUAUUAAACUUGAUAGAUCAGUAUCUGGCACCUGUUAACUUGAUAGAUCAGUAUCUGAUACCUGUUAACUUGAUACAUCAGUAUCCAGUUAGUUUAUUGACUGGCUUGGUGAAAAUGCAUAUACCAGUUUAUUAGAAAGGCUGAAAUCAUGAAAAAAAGAGUUUAUAAAACUGCUGUUGAUAUUUUAUACUUAUAAAGGCAUUAUUGUAUAUUAUAACAUUUAUAGUGUGUAAUAUUUCAGGGUAUUAGAUACCAUCACUUAAGCAUUGAUGUCUUCUUUUUUUUAGUUUCAUCAGGGUAUGAAACAAAUUUUGUUUGCAAACUGUAUGAAUCCGCAUAGCGCAUACCCCUAUGAAACU
This is a messenger RNA of Pecten maximus, 2454 nucleotides long. RefSeq lists its product as uncharacterized. NCBI's taxonomy places the organism in Eukaryota, Metazoa, Mollusca, Bivalvia, Pectinida, Pectinidae. The coding region runs from base 92 to 931 and encodes 279 amino acids. The record is from RefSeq and is a predicted model, not a curated record. The transcript is spliced from 7 exons.